AUGGGUCAAACCAAGCUUUUCGUGGACGCUGUCGAUGUUGCCGGUCGCGUGCACUCGACCGCCGAAAUACGCCACAAUCCGUCGCAACCGUGCUCGGACGACACCUCGGAGAAGUGGCAGAAUGCUUUCGAUGGCCGUCAUCUAGAAGACGCUUGCGCAGGAGUCGCAGUCUUUGGGCGACGGCGUUACUGUGUUGUGCGCAUGCUUGCAGAAGCUGAGAAGCCACUCACGAAGUUCGACUCGAUGCGGGAAAUGGUGAGGGCUGUUCACGAUGCCCUUAUCGCUCACAAAGUGGCCUACGAACAGGCCCACCUGUUGCACCGCGACGUGUCUCCGAGCAAUAUCCUCAUCACAUUCAGCGGCGGCUGUCUUGUCGACUGGUACUCUACGCUCGACCGGCGUCUUACGACGGGGUGCGUUGACGAUGAUGAUGACGAAGCUUGUACACCGCAGAGGGUGUUGUCACCGUUUGCAUCCUACGCAUUAUGGGAUGGUAUGAAGGUCACCCACGACCUGCGUGACGACCUUGAGAGUUUCCUGUGGGUAAUACUCUAUAUGGCCGUUCGCUACCGUCCCAUCAAUCUCGAUGCGAGAUCGACCUUGUGGUAUCUUUAUACGACCUUCAACAUCGGUCUAUCGUAUACGAAGGACAAAGGGGACACUCACUACGACUACGUCGGUGGCGCAAAGAAGCUUGACUUUCUUCGAGGAUAUAGGUCCAGUUUUGGCCGCAAGGAGGUUUACAGAAGCCUUCCUCAGCCGCUUCAGUUCUUGCUGGUCAACCUCUCUUACAUCUUCUUGCCGCUAUACCCUCCCAGCUUGAGGGUGUUCCUUUCCGUGCGCGACUCCACAGAGGUUGUUGCAGAGCUCCACCCUGACUUGCCCGUCGACGAGCUUUACGGCGGCAAGGUUCUCACGGGCAAGGAUAUUUGGCGCCUUCAAGAAGAAUGGAGACGGGUACCAGGGGAGAAAAGCGCGGUCGACUUUGAACUUCCGUCUGGCACUGUCAUCACUUUCAAAGAAGAGUCUAUCGAUUACACGCCCGUGGAAACGCAUGCGAUGGUCCAGCGCGCAAUCCUGAUUGCCGCUUGGACGGAGACGUCAGCUUGGGAUCAUGAUGCCAAGGCUGAGGACCAGCUUCCUCGACUCCAAGCCGCAUUCGUGAACGACGCCGUCGACGAUGCCUAA
Peniophora sp. CBMAI 1063 is the source of this 1188-nucleotide messenger RNA. The record is from the annotation of a GenBank genome assembly. Lineage: Eukaryota; Fungi; Basidiomycota; Agaricomycetes; Russulales; Peniophoraceae.